AAUUGCCAUUCGUUUACGUCAUUUCUGACCAAAUGACUACAUUUCCCACAAACCCUUUCGCCCAGAAGAACAUGGCGGGUUUGUGGACGUAUGAGCUUCUUGUCGAUUAAUAAAAGCUUUUUAAUUAUCAUCCGAUCAUCUCAGCAAACGGAAUAUUUCUGAACAGGUCAAAAUGAUUCGCCGGUCAAGAAUAAGUAUUCGGCCAAAUGUCAGUCGACCUGCAGCAGGAAGAACUGCAACAACCCUUCAGGAAAGCAGUACAAAAGUUAAUCAUGAGACCACCGAGACGCCCAGAGAGGUCAGUGAAGGCACCACCGCUGCUGUCGUGGUGACAGACGAACCUGUUGUUGACCCCUCAGAAAAAACUCUGGCAUCCAGGGAUGAAAGUGAUCAAAAUGGUGAAGGCACCAGCACCUCAGCUGUCGUGCAGAGAAGGAAACGGCUUAGCAUCAAGCCCAAAGUGGCCACAGGUCGUACACCCGCACUCGCUAGGACGCCAAAGUCUCCUGUCAAGACAGUCUCUGAAUCUGCAUUGGAAGUUCAUAGUUCAGACCAUGAUGAGCCAUCUACUUCCAGCCAGGGUGGAAUCACAGCCCCACAGGGUCUCCCAUCCCCAAGCCACUGUGGUCUUUCAGAAGAUAACACCAAACCUCAACCUACCACCACUUCUGCUGCCAGUUCAGCAUCUUCAGCUGUUUCUCUACCUGAGAACUUACUCAAACCAGCCCAUCAACUUGAGGACACAAACAAAAAACUGGACAGUCGUCAAAUUAAAGUUAUUCCUUCCAGACCAGUAGACACAGUCCCACUGGUUCUACCAGACAAAGGAGCUACUGAAAUAUCAGAGAAAGCCAGAACUAUAGUGUCUUCUAAGAGCAGACUUUCAGUGUCAUUGCCGGAGCUCUCCUUAAGUAGACUCCUGAAUGACCCAUCAGAUGUUCAGAAGAUGAUAAAAGCCCAUAAGAUCAAAAAGUUGCUCAAACGUGAGCUGGACAAAGACAAGAAACUCAAGAAAGUUCAUUCUCAUGGAAAGAUUUGGGAUGUGGAUCCGACCAAAAUGACCAUGGGAGACCUUAUCCAUUAUCUGCCAUUGUCUAACCCCAUGACGUCUGCUUUAGAGGAUUUGGUGCCAGAGAAUGAGACUGUGGUUCCACCUUCCCCAGGAAGGGAGGAGUCACCAGAGAGAGCUCAGGAACCUGAUGUUUUACCUAAAACAUCCAGCCAGAGGGAGGAGGAAGAGGAAGAACAGGAGGAGCCUCUCAUGGUUCCAAGGGUCAGAGUUGCAGAAGAUGGCUCACUGGUGAUCGAUGAACAGAGUUUGAUGGUGGAGGUCCAGAGAGCUAAAGGUCCAAACCCAGCACAGGAUAAAGAACCAGUCUUUGAGCGAGGCUCUACUACAACUUACUCAAGCUAUAGGGAAUCAAACUACUGCAAACCCUGGUCCAGUGAAGAGACAGACAUGUUUUUUCUGGCCAUUAGCAUGGUGGGGACAGACUUUUCCAUGAUUUCUCAACUGUUGCCUCACAGAAAAAGAUCAGAGAUCAAGAACAAGUUCAAAAAAGAAGAGCGAGAAAAUGUUUGGAGGGUUGAUAAAGCUUUCAGAGAGAAGCGCAGUCUGGACAUUCAUUACUUUUCAAAGCUGCUAGAGAAGAUUUUGGAAGUUCAGAAGAAUAAGAAGAAGCUGAAAUCAUUGUCUGUGAAAAAAUCCUCAACAAAACCCAAGAAAAAAGCGACUGGCAAAAAAGCUGCACGAAACCUGAGUGAUGUGGAGGAGGAAGAUGAAAAAGAGAAUGAAGUCCUUGACUUGGAAAAGGAGGAAGGAGAAAAAGAGAAUGGAGACGUCGGUGAUGAGGAAGGAACCUCAAUUUCUGUGCCCAAGGAAAAACAUAAAAGGAAGAAAAAGAAGGAGGCCACAAAUGAAAAGACAAACAGCAAGAACAAGAAAAUGGGUGACAAUUGUCAUUCUGAAGGGGAGGCCUGCAUUCCUGAAGACACUGAAGCAGCUCUUCCUGAGGACAGUACAGUUUCAGAUAGGCCUGAAAAUUGCAGUGGUGAGAAUCCAGAGCAGGAUGCUGCAAUCAAGCCAGCUAAGCUCUCACGAAGCAGAACAACAAAAGUGCAGCUGCCGCUGAGCAGGAAACUGGGCAGAAAAUCUCUACAGCCGUCCAUAAAGCCCAAAGGUGGUGAAAAGGAAGACGGCGUGAUCGCUGGAACCUCUAAAGAGCAGGUUGAUAAAGACCCGUCACCUUUUAGGCCAGAAAAUGACCUGAAGACAAGCAGCAAAGACGUCUCCUCUGAAGAUGAAGACUGUUCUGUUCAGCCCCAGAGACCUACCAGAUCGGGGAGAGUGCCUAAACCUGUUGAGCACUUAAAUUACCCUGCCAAGGAGGAUGCACACUCCUCUGCAUCUGAAAGCACCCCUGGCGCUUCCUUUCCAAUAUUUCCCUCUCGCUCUGCCAAGAGGGCGAGACAAUCAGCGCAACCACCUGCUCGUGAGCCCAAAAAACCCAAACUUGUCACACUCAGAGCUUCCCAGACAGAAUACAGUGAUGAGGAGGAAGAAGAUUUUGAUGAGGAUCCGCAGUCGGCGUCGUGCUUCAUCAGGGACAGCAGUGCUCCUGCAUUUGUCCCUGCCACUCUACGCUCGCCACUGCCAGUGUUUGCAGAGGUGGAGGAGACCGUGGAGGAGCUUGAUAUCUUGUCCAGUAUGGCUGAUAUGUUGAGCUUUGCCCAAGAUGCUCUGUGCCCUGAUGCGACGGGCACAGCAGAGCCAUGUGAGCAUCAUUUGGACCUCCAAGUUGAUGUUGUAGAGUUCAUGUCUUCAGAAAAUACAGAUGUAUCUGAGCAAGAAAGUUACAAUGAUGCUGCUCAAACUUUGUUGACGAUUGGCAAUCCUGCUCAUUUAACUUCUCAACAAACUCAGAUAACCUCACAAGAUCAUCCAGCAGGGCCAUCUGCAGUAAUUAUGAAUAAAACCAUCCAACUUAAAAAUCAUUGUAGCAAAGAGAUUGUGUCACGCUGUCCUUCCCAAGAACACAACAGUCCUGCUGAGAUUGUAGGCUGUGGUUCGAGAGUCAUGGAAACACCACAGUCUACCGACGCAAUGGAAAUGGAAACUGCCCCAACCAGCAAUGAUUUAAUAUCUCAGUUUCAGGAUAUGUCUGUUGUUGAAGCUCCUGAUCUGACAUGUAGUGAGCAGAAGACUGUUUCUGAUGUUGAUGCUAAGCCUCAAGCAGAGUCAAAUAGAGGGUCCUCAGAAAAAAUAUCCAGUCAGAACACCACGAGAGGACGUUUGUUCAGAGUGAAACCAAAACCUAACCUUGACGCACGCUCAAGGGUUGCACAAUCAAAGUUGCAACCAUCUACUUCCACUAUAACCCCAGAAGACCACAGUACCACCAUUGCACUUGAAAUCACUGCAUCUCAAACAGGUACUGAGAAAAUAAUUUCAAAGGCAGGAGAUUGUAGUUCAGUGUCCUUAGAAGAGGACAUUCCUUGCACUGAACUUAGCCUUACAAAAGAGUCAUCGGUGGCUGAUGCUGUGGAUCUUUUUCAGUUAGAAUCCUGCUUAGAUCAGGGUUUAUUAGAAAAGCAUUGUGUCACCCUUUCUGAAGGACAGUGUGAACCAGAUUUGAAGCCGGUUUCCAGAAAUUCAGAUGCAAAUUCAGAAACAGUGGAUGAAAACCUGAUCUUCCAUGCCAGUGCAGCUGGAACAUCUAAUUCAUCUUUUACACAAUCAGACAUUGGACAAGUGUCAGAUGCCAUUUCAGUCCCAGUUAGGGUGUUCCAGAGUCAGAAAGAAGAGAAUGAAGUUGGAUCCCCGUGCCAGACCAAGAAAACACGUUUCCAUAAGGUUAAACCCAAACCCAACUUGGCAUUGAAACCAAGAGCUGUACAUUCCAAACCUCAAACCACAAUGGAUACUGUUGCACUUACGGAAUCUUUGACAAAAUCCUCAAGCCCAUUAUCAAACCCUGAACAUGCUGUCAAAACAAUAGAGGAAGUAACUGUCCCUGAUGUCGCCAUGCAUGAACAGCCAUGUCAGAGUUCUGCUUCUGCUUCAGUGUUGAUCCCACCAGUGGAAAUAGGAUCUGCUCAUAUGGCAGAGGAAUUAGCUAAGGCUGAUGGUGAAACAACAGAUGUUGUACUUGUCGAUUACACAGACUCAACUUCAGCAGCAGCUGAAAAAAUUAUACCUCAGAAACGACAACGCUUUUCAAGGCUCAAACCCAAACCCAACCUUGGAUUAUCCUCCAGAACGACACAGCUAAAAAAGGAUAUUGGUAAACUGCCAACAUCUGAAAUCACCGACAGUCAGUUUGUAGAUCUUGACUCUAUUCCUGAAAAUAAGAGCGGCGAUGAAAUGUCAGUAAUAAGAUCCACAGGGGACAUGUCAAGUCCACACAAUGUAGAUGCUGGACCUGCUUCACAAGAGGACAGCAAGGGGCAAACAUCCAUCAGAAGUACAGUGUCAACUAAUGAACCAACAGACAAUCUUCCUACAGUCUCACAGCCUUCAGAACAUAGCACCAUCGAGUCAAAUGUCAAGUCUGCACUUAUUGCUGAUGUUCACGCUGCACCAAAAAACACCCAACAGAGAUCUACAGAGGUGAAAAGUCAAGAUCCAGCCCAACAUUGUCCUGAAGCUAGUGGAACUAAUCAAAGCACCUCAGACCGUUCUGAGGACAGACUCAGAAAUAAUGUUCAGCCAGAGGUCGCUGGGUCAUCAAGAAAACCUUGUAGGGGCCGACUUCUGAAACCCAAACCCAACCUGGCAUCCAGGGCUAGACCUCCACAACUUAAAAAAGUAGUAGCAGAUUCUGCUGCUUGUGAAGAAGUCAGGCAGGAUGCAGUUUCCCAAAAACACAUACCUGAACUCGUUCGUAACAUUGAAGGACCAAAAGAAGGCACAAGCGCACAGCUCAGCAAUAAAGGCCCCCUUACAAGUAGUGCUGGGUCUCUUUUGGGCUGUGAGACCCAGGUAUCAGCAGAUUGUAGUCUGUAUGCAACUACAUCAAAUGAAGAAGUGACCCAGAGUUUUCCAAGUCUGGCAAUAUUUUCAGACAUGCUGCCAAAGCCCCUCCCUUCAGACCCAGAUGAACCAUUUUUCAUUCUGUCGCUGACUGAGGUUCCAGUUAGCAGUGCAGCGGAGGUGCUGGAGAGUGGGCUGGAACCUGUCCCUUAUCUCUGUGCAGCAGAUACACCGACGGAGCAAAAGAGUCUUGUUCCUGGAGAGAGUUUGGCAGCAAGAGAAGACAAGACCAUCUGUUCUGAUCUUAUGCCAAAGGAGGAGCGUGGUGAGACACGCUUCACCAGUGUGAAUGAUACGAGGCAAGACGUAACUUCAGGUGCAGCUGCAGAGGAGCUAGUUGAUCCAGAAGAGAGCAGCACGGCGCCGCAACCCAACUUGCCAGAGACUGCAGACAACAGCGAUCAGCUUGAUUCAACAAGUCACAGCCUAAGAAGCACCAGGAAAAGAGUCCAUUUGGAGAUGAAGCACAUCAGUACAAGAAAGAAACAAGCCAGUGAGCCCGUUGCUCAUAAAGAAGUAGAACUGAGCCGCAUGCAAACAAACACAACCGGAGGAUCAGCGUGUUUCUGCCCCGCUGUGCCACCAGAAUCCUUUGAAGCAUUAGCAGCAAGCCAUGAGGUUCAUAUUGAUCCACAGAAAGGAAGCACUGAUCAUGACAUUGAAAAGGAGGCUGUUAAGGCAGCAGAGGACAAUGAAGACACCAGUAUAGGAAAACGGACACAGACUCAUCAGACUCUGAAAACACGAAACAUUAACAGAAAACCCAAAGAAUUCCUUCCCUUCCUGUCCAAGAAGACCAGCAGGCCCACAUCAGAUGUCCGUCUGCAGGAGAUGGCAGCGUCCUUGGACCAUAAGGGUAAAGCUCUAUGCAGAAGAAGAAAGCUGUCCACCCCAGCACUGCCAGCUUCAGCUUCACACGCAGAUGCUGCCACCUGCAGUGGGGCAGACAAAUCAGAGGAAACCCGGCUGACAUCGACCACUACCCCGACACAACCAAACACGGAUGUGGAGCAGACCGCUAAGGCCAGACCACAAUCAAGAUCAAGCCCGACAGCCAGCACCUCUCUGUGUGCACCUCAGGUUCCACCUGCCCAGAAUGACGGCACAGAGGGCAGCUCACCAGAAGGAGAGUCCAUCAAUGUGUCUCAAGAACCGGAAGGUCAGCUGAUAUGCUGGAUUGAGGAGCUACAGGCGUAUAACUUCACCAUGGUUCACAGGCCAGGGGCGCAUCACGGGAACGCCAAUACCCAUUCGCGCUGCCCCUACAGCACCGAUGGCUGCAGCUGUUCUGAGAAAAGAGAGGCUUGGGAAGGUGAUGAGCUACAGCCUGAUGUGAACUGUGCUGCAGUGGGUCCAGGUGCCACACCAACGGAUGUAGGACUGACAGCUGUUGGCGCUGCCGAUUGGCAGCGUGGGCAAGAAGCGGAUGUUGACAUAAAGCCGGUGCUCACGUGGGUGGUGGUACCAAAGGACUCUCGUCUGUUUCAAGCACUGCGCCUUUCUGAUGAAGGGUACAGAGAGGUUGGAAGGACCAACGACGGAAGAGACACCGGCAGAAACAACAGUCCUGCUGAGAUUGUAGGCUGUGGUUCGAGAGUCAUGGAAACACCACAGUCUACCGACGCAAUGGAAAUGGAAACUGCCCCAACCAGCAAUGAUUUAAUAUCUCAGUUUCAGGAUAUGUCUGUUGUUGAAGCUCCUGAUCUGACAUGUAGUGAGCAGAAGACUGUUUCUGAUGUUGAUGCUAAGCCUCAAGCAGAGUCAAAUAGAGGGUCCUCAGAAAAAAUAUCCAGUCAGAACACCACGAGAGGACGUUUGUUCAGAGUGAAACCAAAACCUAACCUUGACGCACGCUCAAGGGUUGCACAAUCAAAGUUGCAACCAUCUACUUCCACUAUAACCCCAGAAGACCACAGUACCACCAUUGCACUUGAAAUCACUGCAUCUCAAACAGGUACUGAGAAAAUAAUUUCAAAGGCAGGAGAUUGUAGUUCAGUGUCCUUAGAAGAGGACAUUCCUUGCACUGAACUUAGCCUUACAAAAGAGUCAUCGGUGGCUGAUGCUGUGGAUCUUUUUCAGUUAGAAUCCUGCUUAGAUCAGGGUUUAUUAGAAAAGCAUUGUGUCACCCUUUCUGAAGGACAGUGUGAACCAGAUUUGAAGCCGGUUUCCAGAAAUUCAGAUGCAAAUUCAGAAACAGUGGAUGAAAACCUGAUCUUCCAUGCCAGUGCAGCUGGAACAUCUAAUUCAUCUUUUACACAAUCAGACAUUGGACAAGUGUCAGAUGCCAUUUCAGUCCCAGUUAGGGUGUUCCAGAGUCAGAAAGAAGAGAAUGAAGUUGGAUCCCCGUGCCAGACCAAGAAAACACGUUUCCAUAAGGUUAAACCCAAACCCAACUUGGCAUUGAAACCAAGAGCUGUACAUUCCAAACCUCAAACCACAAUGGAUACUGUUGCACUUACGGAAUCUUUGACAAAAUCCUCAAGCCCAUUAUCAAACCCUGAACAUGCUGUCAAAAUAGAGGAAGUAACUGUCCCUGAUGUCGCCAUUGUUGAUCCCACCAUGGAAAUAGGAUCUGCUCAUAUGGCAGAGGAAUUAGCUAAGGCUGAUGGUGAAACAACAGAUGUUGUACUUGUUGAUUACACAGACUCAACUUCAGCAGCAGCUGAAAAAAUUAUACCUCAGAAACGACAACGCUUUUCAAGGCUCAAACCCAAACCCAACCUUGGAUUAUCCUCCAGAACGACACAGCUAAAAAAGGAUAUUGGUAAACUGCCAACAUCUGAAAUCACCGACAGUCAGUUUGUAGAUCUUGACUCUAUUCCUGAAAAUAAGAGCGGCGAUGAAAUGUCAGUAAUAAGAUCCACAGGGGACAUGUCAAGUCCACACAAUGUAGAUGCUGGACCUGCUUCACAAGAGGACAGCAAGGGGCAAACAUCCAUCAGAAGUACAGUGUCAACUAAUGAACCAACAGACAAUCUUCCUACAGUCUCACAGCCUUCAGAACAUAGCACCAUCGAGUCAAAUGUCAAGUCUGCACUUAUUGCUGAUGUUCACGCUGCACCAAAAAACACCCAACAGAGAUCUACAGAGGUGAAAAGUCAAGAUCCAGCCCAACAUUGUCCUGAAGCUAGUGGAACUAAUCAAAGCACCUCAGACCGUUCUGAGGACAGACUCAGAAAUAAUGUUCAGCCAGAGGUCGCUGGGUCAUCAAGAAAACCUUGUAGGGGCCGACUUCUGAAACCCAAACCCAACCUGGCAUCCAGGGCUAGACCUCCACAACUUAAAAAAGUAGUAGCAGAUUCUGCUGCUUGUGAAGAAGUCAGGCAGGAUGCAGUUUCCCAAAAACACAUACCUGAACUCGUUCGUAACAUUGAAGGACCAAAAGAAGGCACAAGCGCACAGCUCAGCAAUAAAGGCCCCCUUACAAGUAGUGCUGGGUCUCUUUUGGGCUGUGAGACCCAGGUAUCAGCAGAUUGUAGUCUGUAUGCAACUACAUCAAAUGAAGAAGUGACCCAGAGUUUUCCAAGUCUGGCAAUAUUUUCAGACAUGCUGCCAAAGCCCCUCCCUUCAGACCCAGAUGAACUUUUCAUUCUGUCGCUGACUGAGGUUCCAGUUAGCAGUGCAGCGGAGGUGCUGGAGAGUGGGCUGGAACCUGUCCCUUAUCUCUGUGCAGCAGAUACACCGACGGAGCAAAAGAGUCUUGUUCCUGGAGAGAGUUUGGCAGCAAGAGAAGACAAGACCAUCUGUUCUGAUCUUAUGCCAAAGGAGGAGCGUGGUGAGACACGCUUCACCAGUGUGAAUGAUACGAGGCAAGACGUAACUUCAGGUGCAGCUGCAGAGGAGCUAGUUGAUCCAGAAGAGAGCAGCACGGCGCCGCAACCCAACUUGCCAGAGACUGCAGACAACAGCGAUCAGCUUGAUUCAACAAGUCACAGCCUAAGAAGCACCAGGAAAAGAGUCCAUUUGGAGAUGAAGCACAUCAGUACAAGAAAGAAACAAGCCAGUGAGCCCGUUGCUCAUAAAGAAGUAGAACUGAGCCGCAUGCAAACAAACACAACCGGAGGAUCAGCGUGUUUCUGCCCCGCUGUGCCACCAGAAUCCUUUGAAGCAUUAGCAGCAAGCCAUGAGGUUCAUAUUGAUCCACAGAAAGGAAGCACUGAUCAUGACAUUGAAAAGGAGGCUGUUAAGGCAGCAGAGGACAAUGAAGACACCAGUAUAGGAAAACGGACACAGACUCAUCAGACUCUGAAAACACGAAACAUUAACAGAAAACCCAAAGAAUUCCUUCCCUUCCUGUCCAAGAAGACCAGCAGGCCCAUCAGAUGUCCGUCUGCAGGAGAUGGCAGCGUCCUUGGACCAUAA
Messenger RNA from Thalassophryne amazonica, 9394 nucleotides. RefSeq lists its product as uncharacterized. Gene Ontology annotation, cellular component: transcription factor TFIIIB complex. Gene Ontology annotation, biological process: RNA polymerase III preinitiation complex assembly. Gene Ontology annotation, molecular function: TFIIIC-class transcription factor complex binding. Lineage: Eukaryota; Metazoa; Chordata; Actinopteri; Batrachoidiformes; Batrachoididae. The record is from RefSeq and is a predicted model, not a curated record.